This is a messenger RNA of Capsicum annuum, 1580 nucleotides long. RefSeq lists its product as uncharacterized. The transcript has 3 exons. Bases 280 to 624 code for a protein of 114 amino acids. The record is from RefSeq and is a predicted model, not a curated record. Lineage: Eukaryota; Viridiplantae; Streptophyta; Magnoliopsida; Solanales; Solanaceae.
AAAGCUUCUGGACAAAUCCUAUUGCAGAGAAAAAACCGAAAUAUGUGGUGCUCAGGUCCAUUUAAAUACAAAUAAUCAUAUACCAAGUUCAUCAACAAGGCCAAUUAGAACGUUUCAUGUGGAAUGAUGAUUAGCCUCUGGUUGAUGAUGGACCUCAACUUACUGUUCGACAAUGGAGGUGCUCAAUCACUUUGAGCAGACUAGUGGUCGAGAUGAAGGUGCUCAAUCGCUCGAGCAAGGUCAAUUGUCAAAUACUUUAGCAUACAAUGAAAAAAGGUAAUGGAGGAAGGAGAUGAUUGGAUAGCUCCUGAUAAACUCUACCACAUCCUAUUCUGCUUCUUUAUUGCUAUCAUUUCCUCUUUUCUCGCGGAAAGGGCUCGCUAUCCUUUCAUCCGCCGCAGGAGUAUCUGGGUCGGAUCCAUUAUUUCACUCGCCGCCGGCGCCGCUAAGGAAGUCGCCGACGAAUUUGGUUUUUUCAGGUCAGCAGGUGCAUCUUCUAAGGACGCUGUUGCCGACGUCUUUGGUACUCUUCUCGCUGCUCUCGUUUUAUGUCUAUACAAAUCAUCCUUCAUUCGCCGGAGGACCGAUCAAUCCGUUCAAGCUAAAGCACUCCAGAUGGUUUAAAUGGAUCAUACGAUUCCGUGCAAUUUUUCCUAAUUAUUCACAAUGGCUGGAAUUUUCAAGAAGCAACAGUGUAGGAGCCAAAGCAUGGAACAAAAGUCGAGUCUCUCAGUUGCACUUCAUACCCCUCCAAGAUUUCAGACAGAUGAAAAAGAAAAAGAAUUCCACUUCAUAUGGCCCUAGUUCUGUGAACUGAAACACGUUAUAUAGAAGUCUUCUUACAAUCCAGUAAAGACUCACCAAUUCUACACACCACAUAAGUUUGGCAAUAGUAGCUCACCAAUGUUCAUUUGUUUCUUUCCUCUCUCCGACAUUAUAUCUUGCUCUAAUUUGUUCUUUGACAAGUUAUACUCCAUCUUGCUCUAAAUCUGUACAUUUGGAGAGAGCGGAAAGAUUUUGUUUUAUUCAACCCACCCUUGCCUUCCAGAUGUUUUUACAUUCAUACAACUGCACAACAACUACAAAAACAGGCAAGUAUCAUGGUUUUAUGGUGUUACUUAUGAAUCACCUUCUGAAACUAUGUUCCAGUGCUUGCUUCGCGUGAUUGUUGCUGUCUUCAUCAGGCAGUUUGACGGCAGAGUAAAUGCCUGCUCCAACUAGAGCGCCAAGAAUUGGAGCAGUCAGGUAGAUCCAUAUCGCCUUGUAGUUUCCUGCUGCUACUGCUGGUCCCAGGGUUCUCACUGGAUUCAUUGAAGCCCCAGAUGUCUCCCUAAAACACAGUAACUACAAAUUAUGAGAAAGGCCGCUGAAUACGCUAUUAUUUUUUCUCACAAGCUUCUUAGUGAUUCUUAUGGAAGCUGUCAUUGUACAUGUAUUACUUCCUUGAUUGUUCAUUCAUUUUAUGUCACUUCAUUGUUUGGACGGAGUAAUUAUAUCUGGUAGUAGGUGUAAAAUAUUUUGAGAACUCUUAUUUAAAAAAUGUGCUAAGUUAAUAUUAUUCGAAAAUGGUCUUAAGUGGA